AUGGCAUCAAUCCGCACCCUCCGCCCGCUCCUCCGCAGCGCCCCACGUCUCACCACUCUCACCCCACCAACCAAGCGCUUCCUUAACUGGAGCUCCGACGCACCUCUCACCACCGCCCAAGCAACCGUAACCGGCGGUCGUCAAGGCCACGCCACAUCCCCUCACUUCGACUUCGACCUAGGCAUGCCCACCAACCUCGGCGGCGACGGCAAGAAGACCAAUCCCGAGGAGCUCUUUGCAGCAGGCUACGGUGCUUGCUUCCAAGGCGCCAUGGGUGCCACAGCACCAUCUCUCGGCCUCAAGAACCCCGAAAGCACUAUCGAGACUGACGUGCACCUCAUUGGCGACUUGAAGAAGCUGGAUCUGGGUAUUCGUGUGGAUAUGAAGAUUACGGGCAAGGACAUUAAGUUGGAGGAUCUGAAGAAGUUGGUGGAGAAGACGAAGACUGUGUGCCCGUACUCAAGGGCUACUGAGGGCAAUGUUACUACCAACAUUGAGGUGGCUGUUGAGUAA
Messenger RNA from Fulvia fulva, 513 nucleotides. RefSeq names its product Organic hydroperoxide resistance protein. The coding region runs from base 1 to 513 and encodes 170 amino acids. Gene Ontology annotation, biological process: response to oxidative stress. The record is from RefSeq and is a predicted model, not a curated record. The transcript has a single exon. NCBI's taxonomy places the organism in Eukaryota, Fungi, Ascomycota, Dothideomycetes, Mycosphaerellales, Mycosphaerellaceae.